Messenger RNA from Thelazia callipaeda (thelaziosis nematode), 156 nucleotides. The record is from the annotation of a GenBank genome assembly. NCBI's taxonomy places the organism in Eukaryota, Metazoa, Nematoda, Chromadorea, Rhabditida, Thelaziidae.
AUGAAAAGGUUGGAAAGUUCACGUGAGGUUAGCAAAUUAUCAAGAGAAGACGCUAGCACUCAAGUGGCUAUGUGGCGAUCGUUAGUGGCAAUUUUUAGACUUAAAUUAAAAUUAUUAGAAGAUCAAAAUAAGAAUGAACUUCAAAAGCGUAGGUGA